Carassius carassius (crucian carp) is the source of this 824-nucleotide messenger RNA. It is a transcript of the gene prrg3, whose product is annotated as transmembrane gamma-carboxyglutamic acid protein 3. The transcript is spliced from 4 exons. The record is from RefSeq and is a predicted model, not a curated record. NCBI's taxonomy places the organism in Eukaryota, Metazoa, Chordata, Actinopteri, Cypriniformes, Cyprinidae. Gene Ontology annotation, molecular function: calcium ion binding. The coding region runs from base 3 to 824 and encodes 273 amino acids. Gene Ontology annotation, cellular component: extracellular region.
UCAUGUGGGUGCUCCCUAGCUGGAAACAGGGAUGGAAUGGACUAGCAAUUGCAACAGCCUUGAAGGUCAAAAUACUUCAAAUUGAGUUCUCUUGUGGUAGUAUGGCAGCAGCGUUCCUAAAUGGCAAGGAUGCAAACUCUCUCCUCAAACGUUUUCCACGGGCUAAUGGCUUCCUGGAGGAGUUCCGGCCGGGCAACAUUGAGAGGGAGUGUGCCGAGGAGAGCUGCAGCUUUGAGGAGGCCAAUGAAGUGUUUGAAAAUAAAGAGCGAACGAUGGAGUUCUGGAAAAACCGCAGCAUCUACACAGUGAACAGUAAUGCUGAUUCUCGCUCGGAGCGGCCGGACGCUGUGUACAUGGUGGUGCCCCUACUGGGCGUGGCUCUCCUCAUCAUCAUCGCGCUCUUCCUCAUCUGGCGCUGUCAACUGCAGAAGGCCACACGUCGGCGUCCGGCCUACACCCAGAACCGCUAUCUGGCUAACCGUAACGCCCGCAGCCUCCCGCGCAUCCUGGUGCACCGGGACCCUCCCUCGCAUUCAGAGAACUCUCACUCCAAUGACAGGCCCAGUGUGGUGGUCAGCAGUGCAGAGAGGGGCGGGGCUUCAGUCACGCCACAAGACGCCCAUCAUCAUGCCAGCCACUCUCAGAACAAUCGCUCCCUGUACGUGCAAGAUUCGUCUUUGUCCGUGGCUUCCCACUUGUCUGGUGCAACCCCACCGCCUUCUUACGAGGAAGUUACCGGCCACUUAGAGAGCAGCAGCGAUGAGACGACAGCCCCCUACAGUGAUCCUCCACCCAAAUAUGAGGAGAUAGUGCUAGAAAAGUGA